AUGAGAGUGAAAACGGUACCGAGGCAGCGGAUAGUUCCGGUAAAUGGAAUCUCCGAGACUGUGUCGGAGAUUGUUACCGAACCAGGACAAUCCUCUGCGAGCAGAAGAAGAAAGGAAGUGUCAGAUGACGAGGAGGACGUGUCACACGGAUCGAACGAACGUACAAUGUGUAAUUUAGACGUGAAUCAGCUGGGGGAUCGAUCUGUAAAGGAGGAGAAAAAGGACGGGACGUUAAAUUAUUGCGAGGAAGCGUUAGACAUGUCGAUUAAACAGAAGACUGAAGCUCCGGAAAAGGAUUCGUCGAUAGCCGGUCCAUCAAGACGUCGAUGUUUCGCCUCUCAUUCUCAAAAAGGGCCGAAAAGCUCUAUUUGCGACAACGAUAACAACAAUAUACCAAGAUUAAACAGCGAGAAGAAAAAUUGUUGCUGCGUAACUGCUUCUUCAAGCAGACAAGAUUCGCAGUCGUGCGAGAGCGAACCUUCUGUUUCCGCAAAUAACGACGACAGACUAACAGUAGCUGUUAAUUUAUGUAUAAAGGAUUUCGAGAAGAAAGAGAUUCCCCCUAAAAAGCUGAAAGACACUGUCUUAUUUAAAAUUAUGACAGAUUCGGCGUUCUUGGAGAAUAUACAGAACCAUAAGCGACCCAGGAGAUACGUGUGUCAAUUCUGCAAGAAAGAGUUCGUCAACAACGACGAUCUGACUGAUCACAUGGACGUGAAGAAAGAAAAGUCGCAUCAGACCGAGGCUUCAGAGAGGAAUUCAUCGGUUUGCUGUUCACUAGCUGGCCCGUCAAAUUGCUACUUGCACUCGGAAGAGAGGACAAAGGAUUGCGUUCCUAACGACGACAACAACAAUGCAGUAGCAUCGAACGGAAACACGGAGAGUUGCUCCGUGACUGGAUCUUCGGGCGGGCAAGAUUGUAAAAGCAACGACGACAGAUUAACAGAAGCUGUGAACCUGUGCAAGAAGGAUCGUCUCGAGGAGGACGUGUCCAGACGCAGCGAGAGCAGUUGCAACGAAAAGCUGGAGAACACUGUCCUCUUCAAAAUCAUGACCGAUCCGGCGUUCUUGGAGAACAUACAGAACCACAAGCGAUCGAGGAGGUACAUGUGUCAAUUUUGCAAGCAGGAGUUCCUCAACAACGACGAGCUGACCGAUCACAUGGACGUGAAGAAGGACGAGUCGAAUCAGGUGGUUUGCUGCGCGUGCAAGAAGACGUUCGCGCAAAAACGGUACCUGAGGUAUCAUCAGAGGUGCCACUCGGAGAGAACCAAGUUCACCUGCGACAUUUGUACCAAGAAGUACACCAGAAUGGACAAUCUGUCCAGGCACAACACGUUCCACGUGAAUCCGGGAAAGUUCUCGUGCACCUACUGCGAGAAAACGUUCGCGAGGAAGGAUCUGCUGAACAAGCAUUUGAAAUGUCACGACAGCAAGUAUCGUUUUUUCUGCGAGGCCUGCCAGAAGUACUUCAAGGACCCUCUCAUGCUGGACACUCAUAGGAAAAGCUUUCACUCGAUCGUGUAG
Messenger RNA from Habropoda laboriosa, 1527 nucleotides. Its product is annotated as putative zinc finger protein 840. NCBI's taxonomy places the organism in Eukaryota, Metazoa, Arthropoda, Insecta, Hymenoptera, Apidae. The coding region runs from base 1 to 1527 and encodes 508 amino acids. Gene Ontology annotation, molecular function: DNA-binding transcription factor activity, RNA polymerase II-specific; RNA polymerase II transcription regulatory region sequence-specific DNA binding. Gene Ontology annotation, biological process: regulation of transcription by RNA polymerase II. Gene Ontology annotation, cellular component: nucleus. The transcript has 5 exons. The record is from RefSeq and is a predicted model, not a curated record.